Molecule: messenger RNA, 6156 nt
Organism: Trichogramma pretiosum
Lineage: Eukaryota; Metazoa; Arthropoda; Insecta; Hymenoptera; Trichogrammatidae
Gene: Cad89D
Product: cadherin-89D
Exons: 26
Coding region: 1-6156 (2051 amino acids)
Biological process (GO): homophilic cell-cell adhesion
Cellular component (GO): catenin complex; plasma membrane
Molecular function (GO): calcium ion binding; cadherin binding
Source: RefSeq, a predicted model, not a curated record
AUGUUACACAUCGAGCUAGGUAUCAUAAGUCGCUAUUACGAGUGCAAGAAAAUCCUGUGUAUGUUAUUAUCGCUCUCUCUUCUCUCCUUUCAUUUGUUCAAAGGAUGUCAAUUCUAUCCCGCCGGAGAGUAUCUCAAGUUCGUCAGGGUAGCGGAGAACGUGCGAAUAGGAUCGGACAUCGUGACCCUGGAAGUCCAUCCGAGGAGUCACCUUGCGAUCAUGGCCGUCGACAAAGAAGAAGACUCGAGAUACUUCGGCUGGCGAGAAGUGAACAAGACGCACGUAUCGAUCGUGCUGGCGAAAUCGCUCGAGGACGUCGUGGAUGCCGAUGCCCCGCGAAAUCUCCUCAAGUUUCGUCUGGCCUGCGAUCACGCGGACGGUGCCAACUCUCUGGUCUCGUCGCACUUGUCCGUGACGGUCUACGUCGAGGAUGUGAACGAUCACGCUCCGCAAUUUGUCGACGCUCCUUAUCACGUCACCGUGGAUGAACUCUCACCUGCAGGUCUCACGAUAUUUCGCGGGAUUCACGCGUUCGACAAGGACAAGCCCGGCACGCCCAACAGCGACGUGCACUACGCCAUAAUCAAGGGCAACGAGGACGGGAAAUUCGCCCUGGAAUCGGGCCACAGAACUGCACUGGUGCUGAAAAAGCCCGUGGAUUACGACGCGGGCGAUCGAGAGUACAACUUGCUCAUCAGUGCAAAUGAUCGAGGAAGUCCAGCCAAAAGCUCGAACACAACGAUCACGAUAACGGUCGUCGAUAACGAUGAUUUGGAUCCCAAAUUCACCCAAGACAUAUAUCGCACGCAAAUUUACGAGUUCUAUCCAGUACCCAGCCGCUCGAUCCACAAGGAAGUGGACUUCGCCACGCCGAUUCGCGCCAUCGACCAGGACCGCGAGAUCGACGUGCCGAUGCGCUACGAUAUCAUAUCGGGCAACGACGCGGGCACCUUUCACCUGGACCCGCGCAACGGCUCGCUGUUCCUGGAGCGCGCCAUCGACCUCGACGCCGAGCGCAAUCUGCCGGCCAACACGUUCGUGCUGCAGAUACGCGCCGUGCAGAUCGACAAUCCGGCCAAGCUCGCGUUCGCCCGGGUCGAGGUGGAGCUGCUCGAUCUCAACGACAAUCUGCCCGAGUUCGAGGUCGACUUCUACAACAUCUCGAUCGUCGAGAAUCUGCCCAACGGCUUCAGCGUGCUGCAGGUCGUGGCCUACGAUCGCGACCAGGGCGAGAACGGCGAGUUCGCGUAUGAGCUGCGCGACCCCGCGGGCGCCUUCGCCGUCGAUCCGCGCACGGGCUGGCUGACCGUGCAGGACCAGAGCGUGCUCGAUCGCGAGAAGAAGUCGUUUCUGCAGAUGAAGGUGCUGGCGGUGGAGAGGAGGCCGAGCGUGGUCAAGCGCUCCAACGGCUCGUCCUCGGUCAACGUCGAGGUGACCCUGCUCGACGCCAACGACAACAAUCCCGUCUUCGUGCCCAACAACCUGAUGGAGAUCGUGGCCAGGAGCGACUUCAAAGUCGGCACCAUCGUUGGCCAGGUACACGCCGUGGACAAAGAUCUCGGCUCUAACGGAUUGGUGCGCUACAAGCUUCAGCGGCCCGGCAACGUCACCGGCAAAAUACCCUUCGACGUCAACGCCGACACGGGCGUCAUAUCCGUGGCGGAGAGUCCGAUACAGGAGGGACGCCACGCCAUCUUCAUCGAGGCGGCGGAUCAGCCCUCGAAUCCGAGCGAGCGUCGCUUCUCCCUGGCCGUGGUGACGAUCGAUGUUUUCCGGCCUGACAGCCAGGGUUCGAGGACUCCGGACUUCGUUGGAGCACCGUACGAGUUCUGGGUAGGUGCCAACGUACCCGUCGGCACGAGCGUCGGCCAGAUCCGAGUCAACGAGGCCGUCAAGGGCAAAGACGUGGUCUACGACCUUCUGCACAGCUAUCACGAAGGAGUGCCUUUCGCGGUGGAGGAAAGAUCGGGCACGAUCACGGUGGUCGACGAGAUCGAGCAGUUCAAGCGGUCGACUUACGACUUCGAGGCCGUCGUGACGAACGAGAGGAACCUCAGCCUCGUGACCAACGUCUCGAUACACGUGGUCGAUCCCAACGACGACAGCGGCCUUUUCACCAAAGGAACGACCAAGGCCCCGCUGACGUUUCACGUGCGCGAGAACGCCGCGGGCGCCUUCAUCGGCCAAGUGGUGCCGGUCAACGCGAGCAGCAGCGUCCUCAAGAACGUGCGAUUUCUCAUCGCCAAUCAGCAGGACAUGUCGGAGAUCGCCAUCACCGAGACCGGAGCCCUGUACACGCCCACGGGCCUCGAUCGGGAGAAGCGUAAAAAUUACAGCAUCACGGCGAUAGCCGAGAGCCCGCGCGGCAUCGGCAUUUUUCAAGUGAUGAUAAUCGUGGACGACGAGGACGACAACGCGCCGAUAUUCUCCUCGGCAUCGUACGAGGGCAGGAUCGCGGAGAACAGCCCUCGCGACACCGAGGUGACGAUGCAGGGUAGCCACGUCGCGGCCCGAGACCCGGACGAGGACUCGAGCGUGCUGUUCGCUCUGCGCGGCGAUGGCAGCAACUUAUUCCGAAUCGACCAGAUCACCGGACGGAUAUUCUUCGCCGGUAACGCCUCGCAGACGCUCGACCGCGAGGAAAAAGCCCUGUAUCGACUGUGGAUCGUCGCCGGCUACGGAAAGAAAAAGUCUUCGAACGCGUCGCUGACGAUUCACGUGGACGACGAGAACGACAACUCGCCGAGCUUCGUGCAGAUGGUGAUACUGCCCGACCAAGGGAUACGCGUGUCGAAGAACGACCUCUCGGGCACGGAUCUCUCGCCGAAGAGGCUCAACGGCAGCGGCGUCGGUAAAGUCGACGAGCGCUCGCCGCUGCUCUACGUGCCGGAGAACGUGACCGUGGGCGCGCCCAUCAUCAGGCUGAUAGCUCGCGAUCUCGACGCGGCCGGCAACGCCGAGAUAACCUACGGCAUCCUGUCCGAGGUGCUGUCGUCGUCCUCCUCCAAGUCGAUGAGCGACGGCAAAGUCCCGGUCAAGCGUUACUUCGUCAUGGACUCGCGUUCCGGCGAGAUAUCCGUGGCCGGCGCGCUGCCCGCAGAGACCGACGCCGUGCUCGAGAUCGUGGCCAGGGACGGAGGCGGCCUGCUCGACCGCGUCGUCGUCAAGAUCCACGUGUUCGACGUGAACGAUCACGCGCCCGUCUUCAAGCAGUCCUGGUACACGUUCGACGUGCCCGAGGGCACCUACAAGAGGCUGGAGAUCGGCAGGAUCGAGGCGGCCGACGCCGAUCACGGGGCCAACGCCAAUCUCACCUACGAGCUGCUGUCCACCGGCGACGAUAGAAACGUCAAAUUCGAGAUAUCCAGGUACCACGGGGGUUUCUUCGUGACCGGCAUACUGGACCGUGAAGUGCGCGAUCUGUACAACCUCAAAGUCCUCGUGAGGGACAACGGUACGGUGAGUCUUUCGGCCAGCGCCGACCUGGAGAUCCACGUGCAGGACGUCAACGACAACGCCCCGCAGUUCCACGGCUACCAGGAGACGAGCAAGAUGUCGAAUUUCCUCAAGGCGGACGUGGCUGCGUCGUCAUCGUCGUCGAGGUCGACGACGAAGCGCGUGCCGAUCUAUUACGCCUCGGUGCCGGAGAACAGCCAGGCCGGCACCGUGGUCACCAAGGUCCACGCUAACGACUCGGAUUACGCCGGCAACGGCAACGGCCUCAUACUCUACGACAUGCCGUACGCCCGGGGACAGGCGCAGCACUUCGCCAUCGACAACAAGGAGGGACUGAUCACGACGAUCGGCAGCUUGGAUUACGAGACGCAGAGCGUGCACAAUUUGACGAUAGUCGCGAGCGAUCUGGGCUCGCCCAGUCUCACGUCGACCGCCAUGCUGAUCGUGCGUAUCCUCGACGUGGACGAGGGCCCGGAGGAUCCCAAGAGGCCCGCCUUCCAGCAUCGCUACUACGAGGUGGAGGUCGAGGAGAACACGGCGGUGCCGCUGCGACUGCUCGAUCUGCGCACGGUGGCUGCCGGUGACGAUCAGCAGAAACAGGGAGCUAGUGGCGGUCACUUUCGUUACAGCAUCGUCGCGGACCAGGCCGGCGACGUCAAGCAGCACUUCUCCCUGGACCCGGUGAACGGCUCGCUGUAUCUGCUCACGAGUCCCGAUCGGGAGCAGCGCGGCCACUACGAGCUCAAGGUGCGAGUGGACAAGAUCAAGAUCGGCCGCGGCAUGCCGAUCAUGAUCUAUCCGGUGGAGGGCGAGCGACUCAACGGUCUCGGGCCCAACGAGGCGCGCAUCGUCCUCAAGGUCAAGGACGUCAACGACAACGUGCCGAAAUUCAAGACCAACGGCAGGCCUAUCCUGGCCGCCAUCUCCACCACGGCGCACUACGGCUACAACAUCAUCAAGGUCGAGGCGGAGGACCCGGACGAGGGUAUAAACGGCCAAGUGCGCUACCAGAUCCUGGGCGGACGGGCUGGCGGCGGCGAGGACUCGCCGAAAUUCGCCAUUGACCCAGUGAGUGGUCAAGUGCAGACGGCCGCGAGCUUCGCCAAAGACGCUGGCCGCGUGUACGGCUUCGAUGUCAAGGCCACCGACAGGGCCGGCGCCGAAGACGGCCGCAGCAGCAUCGCCAACGUCUUUGUUUACGUGCUGGAUCACACCAAACAAUUAGUCAUGAUAAUGGGCAAGAAACCGAUGGAGAUCGAGAAGGAAAUCAACAACAUUACCAGUGCCUUGAAGAACAUUACGGGACUGGAUAUUCGCGUUAGAAAAAUAGAGCCGCAUACCGAAAAGAAUCUCAUCGAUAUUUCAUCGAGCGACAUGUAUCUGUACGCCGUCGAUCCGAAUCUCAACGUCAUGAUAGACAUCGACACGCUGCAAAACGUCUUCCGCAGCAAAAAGUCGGAGAUAAAGCGCGAGCUGGAGCGCUACAAGGUGCUGGACAUCGCGGGCAGCAAGGCGCGCCGCGCCAGCCAGCUGCAUCUGCUCUCCACCCUCGAGGUGGCCGUGGUGGUGCUCGGCUGCGUCGUCUUCGUCAGCGCCCUCGUCAUCGCGCUCUGCAUCACUUGCGUUAGACGCAGCAAACGACGUCAACUGUACGGAUCCGGUGGCAGCGUGUUCCACGCGCCAGUGGGAUUCGCCCUCGAGCCGGGCGGUGGCACACUGCAAAAAUCCUCGACUCUGUUCCCGUCCUACAUGGGCGGCUUCCACCAGUACGACCCCACGGCCUCGUUCUCCGGCGAGAUGCGCCAGAACAGCUUCUGCGAGCACGAGCCCAACUGCGUCAGAUUUCACAGUUGCAGCAACACGAGCCUCGGCGGCGGUGGCAACGGCAAACGAUCGGGCGCCAGUAGCAGGCGCAAUCACAGCAAUCUGGAAACGUCGGCGACGUCGCUGCACUCGAGCGGCCAGGACUCGGGCAUCGUCGCGGGUGGCGGCGGCCCGACGCGCCUCUGCCAGUGCAGCAACUCGUCCAGCCCGGCCAGCAGCGGCGAAAGUAGCAAGUCAGUCUUUUACCGGCCGAGCUCGCAAAACGAUUACGAGGACUCGCUGAAAUCGCUGCAUCACCAACACCAUCGACACCACCACGGCCAACAACAACUGCAACUGCAUCGUUCGCGAGGGGGACAAGAUUUACGCCGCGGCAACAACGCAGCCAAGGGGAACAAUGGCAACGCGAAAAAUCCGAUGCUGCUAUCGAAAAAGCAUCGCUUUCACUCGUUCACGAAUCUCGAAUCGAUCUAUCAGGCCGAGCCGAGCAGUCUGCAGUACGAGAACAACGGCGGCGGCGGCCGUGACAGGCGCUAUCAAACGAUGCUCAUGGAUCAAAAACGUCAAAGCGGCAACGCGUUCAACAGCUCGAGCGCAAUUUACUCGAUCGCCCACAGACGCACGUUCUCCGAGGCCGAGAAUCUCAACAACAUAACCGAGACGGUGAUUCAGGAGCAUCCGCUGCGCCAGCCGAGAUCGCUCGGCUCGAUGGGAAAUUUGCCAGCCGCAAUAUCCUCGUCGUCGUCGUCGUCGUUUCUGCACGGAAAGGGAAAAGCGAUGAUUGCGGCGGCGGCGGCAGCUAACUCCUCCUCGACGCAACAUUUGAGGUCCGCCGAUAACGUAAUUUACGCCAGGCCAAGGUGUAAUUUUACUUGA